Molecule: messenger RNA, 6936 nt
Organism: Acanthochromis polyacanthus (spiny chromis)
Lineage: Eukaryota; Metazoa; Chordata; Actinopteri; Pomacentridae
Product: pleckstrin homology domain-containing family A member 7-like
Exons: 22
Coding region: 2943-6431 (1162 amino acids)
Molecular function (GO): protein binding
Source: RefSeq, a predicted model, not a curated record
GGUUUUGUGUAUUUAAAGUAAAUGCACAAAAGUAUAGUAUGCUGUAACCAUCAUAAAACAAACAUUGUCUGAUUGAAACCUGGUGGUAAACUUCUGAAAGUCGUGGUUUACCUUCUUCCUUCAGCAUAUACUCUCCCCUAAGUCGCUGCAUGAAUUUCACUUUGAAAAGCAGGAUUCAACAUAUCUGGUCAUUUGGUGUCUCUGGGGUUUGGGCUGCUUUUUGUCUCUUCAGCCAGGCCUGAGGGCAAACACUGACUGCAGUGUGCUUGCCAGUCAACAUCAGUUUCUUCUGUCAUUUUUAUGCACCUUUUUCAUUUGGAUGAUGUUUUCCCAACAUGACUAUUGCUCUGUGACACUGUGGGAGAUAUAUUUUUGUUUCCCCUCCAGACAAGUAUUUCAGCAAAGCCCUCAAAGUAGAAGUGAAACAGAGCAGUAAGUGUAUGUGUGUCUGUAACCGUUGGUGACACCACUGAACUGAUCACUUCCUGUCUCUAUCUUUCUUAUGUUGUGUUCUCUACAACUCACAGCUUUGCCGAGAUAAUUGUUAGUAUUUAUCUUUUUUUGUCUGUUAACAAGGAUGCAUAGUGGGCACAAGUCAUUAAUCAUAGUUGCAACCAUAGACUGUACAUAAAAGAUGGAUGUACCAUAGUCACAUUGAGAUCACAUAUUAGUUUGUGGACAAUGAUUUUAAGUCUUGAAUUUGGAAUUUGACAGGUACUAUUGUGAUCUUUUGAAACCAGACAUGACAAGAUAAGAAGCUCUCUAUCAUAAUGUUGCCAUCCUGUAAAAAUGGCCCUGUUUUCUGGUUUAUUUCUAUUCUAAAUGGAACCAUCCAUCCCUUAUCUAUACACCACUUUAUCCUCGGUAGGGACACAGAGGGGGGGAACUAAAGUCUAUCCCACCUGACUUAGGAUGAAGGCAAGGGAGACCUAGACAGGUCACCAGUCCAUCACAAGGUAUAAAUGGAACCAUAAUUUACAAAAAAAUCCUCAUGCUGUAUUCAAAAACCUAAUGAUUGAGGCCAACAAGUUAUUAGAAAAAUGUUUACUGAGGUAACAAAUCAAAAGAGUAGUAAAGUAAUUUUGUCAGAAUUCUAAACAGUCUUUUUAUUUUUCAACUAAAGGAGCCAACCCUGCUGGCAAUUAGAAACAAUGCAGGUUUAACUCACUUCCACCUUGGCUUCACUUUUCAGAUCCGGAGGCUACGUCCAUCAUUUAUAUACAGUCUGAUUACAACCUGGGUUGUAUACCGUACAAAAAUAUUAUAGAUCACACUUAUCAAUUUAUCCUCCAUGGGAAGAGAGAAAUCGUGUUUUCUUCCUCACAAGGAAUUUGUUUGCUGAAAUCAAACGUUUUAUACACAAAACAACACAAAAAUAUGUUAUAUAUGUGUUUUGUCGGGAAAUAUUGGCUUCAAUUAUAUAAAAAGUAUGAAUUUUUUUAACCUUCGUUCGGGAACAGAGCAUUGCAACUUUACCACUAACACAUUUUACAAACAUUAGUUCAGUAUUUAUUCAAUAUUCCUCAUUCAGAGAGCCCAGAGUAAUCUUGCAUGAGUUGACAAAAUGUUCACUUACAGCGAGCCUUAUGUGAACCUGUGAAUGAUGGUUGUUGUACUUUCUUACAAAGUAUUUCUGACUUUCUGACUUUAUAGAGCGAGCUACAAUCUGCUUAAAAUCCUCCAGCAUUGACCUCCACUGGUUUAAUUUCUGUCCUUGCUGCAGUGAUGCAGAGGUGAACUCCAGGGUUUGGUCAGUACAGUGGAACAUCACUGAAGGAUGUGCUUACACUGAAACAAGCCUCUGAAACAUUCACAUCCAUGAUUGUGGAUGCUAUCAAACAGAGAAACCUAAGCCAUUAAAGGCAGCGAAAUGCUGCAUCUCAACCUAAUGUUAACCCUAUGAACCCCUGCUCCUGUCACAUUUUCUCACUGUGGGCUCAUUUUUUGCUGCAACAUAAAGUCCUGCAUCUCUAUGGAAAGGGAACAACCAUAUCUCUGAGUACAGAGAAAUCAAAUUAGUGUUUUAUGCAGCACAUUAAAGUUAUAGUGCCAUAAAUAGUUUUUAAAACAUUUUUUUCCACGUGAGUUACCAAAACUGGAAAGAAAUGGUGACUCAACAAACUCUACAUAUUUUACUAUUUCCAUUUUUAAUUUGUUUACAUAUUGUCCUGCUGUCUUCUCAGUGUAGUACACAGCCUGCCGUUCAGCCCAGUUCAGCUUAAAACCCUGAAUUUUUGUCAGGUAAUGCAGCUGAGUCACUAAUGGGCUCAUUGUUAAGGAGCGCAGAAUUUUUUCUUUUUAAAGAUAGUAACAAAUGGUUUAUUUUUGCUGAAAUUUUGCAGCUGAAACAGAUUUAAAGUUUGAAUUUGUUUAAAUUUCCCAACCAAAUAACUUAUCUCAGAGUAUUUCAAGGGCUGUUGGAGGAAACUGAAAAUCCAGAAAUUCCCUGUUUUUGCAGUUUCUGGCUUUUCUCUUAAAGACAACAUGCCUUUUCAACCCUCUGGCAGGUUUUGGGUUUAGAGGGUUAGGUUAGUUGAUAAUUGUCCCACUGCAGUGAGCCCCGCUUACCUGUUAGUCAAAGCAGAUAUGAACAGACUCCUGCUGGAUUUAAUAUAAUGUUCAUGUCUGUAACCAACUCCACAAAGCCCACAGUUAGUUAGUCGAGCAAGCUGAUGGUGGGUAUUUGAUCUGGGCUUCGAGUUUGUGAAUGCCGCACCUGCUGACCACUAAAUGAACCUGUGCACAACAUGACCCCACAAAUUCAACCUUCACGCUCCCACCACAACCUCCCACCUUUCACCCCCUCCUCGCCCUAUUCACCGAAUCCUCUUCCCUCUCUUGUUCCCAUUGGCUGGCUGCCUGACUGGGACUUCCCUCCCUCCCUGUGAGUGUGUCGCGCCGUCCAGUGACAGUCCUCCCAUAAAUAGGCUAGCCACACUGGUAUGCGCUCGUACAUUUACAAGCAGAGCUCUGUGAUUGGCUCGCAGGCGGAGCACACUGGCAUGCGGACAUAUUACUUCAGUGCAGACACCCAAGAGGACAUGAACACCUGGCUGACAGCCAUGAACCAGGCCACGCUGAUGCAGAACCAUGGAGACACACUCAUCAGACCAGCUGACAAGUUAGAGAAGCUGCUGCAGCAGGCUGUCCCCCAGACAAACCACGUAAACCACCACAAGAUCAAGACUUCAGAGUCUGAGACAACAAGGCCCAUCAUCCACGAGGUUCUCCUGGAGCCCAUCCACCGUGACGCCGAGAGCCGCUGCAGCUUUCACAAAGACUCUCCUGGCACCAUCAUGUUGGAGCACCCCAUAGGGAGCACUGGUCUGGAAAUGGACACACACACUUCCCUGCCAUCCAAUCCUCCCUCCUCCACCCUCCUGCAGUCAGACCACGUGUCGGCUUCAGCGCCUGUAUCAAGGGUACCAUCCCGUGCGCCGUCUCGAGCUGCCUCGACUUUGCCCUCCAGCGUUUGCACGAGGAACGGCCUCGUCUCCACGCCCAGCCCCAUCCUGGAGCCCAACGGGAUCGCAGCCGGGACGUACCAGAGGGCUCCAGAGCCGCCUGCUGCAGACCCACAAAAGCAGGUGCACAGGAGAAGUGUUCUGGAUCAGGUGGAGCAGUGGGUCAAAGUGCAGAAGGCUGAGCACAAAGGCCCCCCAUCCAGAGACAACACCCUUCCCCGCCGCACGCCUCCAGCCCAGCACAAAUUCGCCUCCAUUGACGCAUAUCAGACCCUGCCAAAAACUCCUCGCCAGAGUCCUUCACCUGGUCGACUCGGCGAGUACAAAUAUGCCCAGGACCGCCUGAGCCACUUCCGCCUCACCCCAGAGCAAGGAGGUCCAGGGUCCAACACCGUCUGGCAGCUGUAUGAGUGGCAGCAGCGACACCAGUUCCGUCACGGCAGUCCCACGGCGCCACUUUACACUCCAGCCCCAGAGUACCCAUUUGGUCCCCGGCCCCCAUCCACUGUGCCUCCCUCCAACUCAGCUCCCAGGUCAGAGGGGCCUCCUCGCUGUGUGUCGGUACCACCUUCAUCCGCAGACAUCCCUCCACCGGGGCCCCCACCCGGCACCAGCCGAACCUUGUCGCCCACACGGAGGCCACACACGCCUGCUGAACGGGUGACAGUCAGGCCUGUGAGUGACAUGUCAGUGUUGGACAUCCCCUUCACUGUAUCCCCCCGCAGAACCAAAUCUCAGCUGCUCAAGGCUGCUACUAUUGAGAGACGGUCAAUGCCUACAUCUGGCUACAUCACACACACAGUCAGCGCACCCAGCCUUCAUGGCAAAACGCCGGAGGAGCUCACUCUGCUCCUCAUUCAGCUGCGCCGGCAUCAGGCCAAGAUGGCCUCCGCACGUCAGCAAACGUUAGCCCAACUCCAGCGGCUCAACGGUCCCAAAGAGCCCCUCCACCAACACCGCCUCUUCACGGCUACCACCACUAGCACCAGUCCCCUCCUCAGCGCUGGGCCCUCUCCUGUGUCCCCACUUGGACAUGUGGGCCUCUCAGCUCCACUAGGCCCUUGCAACUCCCAGGCGGAUGACACCUACAUGCAGCUAAAGAAGGACUUGGAGUAUCUGGACCUAAAGAUCAGAGCUCUAGAGCCCCUGAUCCUCGCAGUUCACAGUUUACUACUGCACUGCACUGCUGGGCCUCUCAGGCCUCUAAUGAACGUAGCUGGAAGUCAGACACUGAAGGAGUCAGGGAAACCUGUCAAGGUUGCAGAAAGUGAUGUGGAUGUGAAGUUGAGUCGGUUAUGUGAACAGGACAAGAUCCUGAAGGAGCUGGAGGCGAAGAUCAGCUCCCUGAAGGACGACAAGGACAAGCUAGAGAGCGUACUGGACGUGUCCCACCAGCAGAUGGAGCAGUACCAGGAGCAGCCGGCCCACGCCCACAAGAUCGCCUACCAGCAGAGGCUGCUGCAAGAAGAUCUGGUGACCAUCAGGGCCCAAAUAUCCCGCCUCUCAACGGAGAUGGCACAUGCCUGGGAGGAGUACAGCAGGCUUGAGAAAUCAGUAGAGCAGUUGAGGAUGGCACUGCAGGCACAUAUGAACCACAGCGCCACCCCGCAGCCAGAGAAAGCGGAAAUGAAGCGGGAGCUGUGGAGGAUUGAGGAUGUGAUGGCCGGACUGAGUGCCAGCAAAGCCAACUACAAGAUCACAAUUGACUCAGUCCAGAACCCAGAGAGGAAACUAGUGCCUUCGGUGUCAGACCCGGCAGUGCCUUCUCACAGCGCAGAGGUCCAGCCUCCUCCUCGCAGCUCCAUCCCCACCAUCAUGUCCCAUACUUUGCCUCACAGCACUGUGCCAAAGUGGGCAGAGGACAGCGCCCCACCCAGGCCGCCACUGCCUCGCCUCUAUGACUAUGAGGAAACACCCCCUGUGGUGCCCCCGCUCCCCAAAGAGGCGUCAGUCAUCCGCCACACAUCAGUGCGUGGCCUGAAACGCCAAUCAGAUGAGAGGAAGAGGGACAGAGAGAGCGGGCAGUAUGUUGCUAAUGGGGACUGUAAGACUGACUUGCGAUCAUACCUGAGUGAACCGGAGCUGCCAGGAAUUAGCCACCACAGCAUGGGGCCUGAUACUGACUAUCAGUACUUUCCAAGCAAAGGUCUACCAGGCUCCUCAACUCAACUGAACCAGUCCAGCUCCAUCUCAUCCUACGUCACCCUUAGGAGGGGCCCUGGGAGCUCUGCAGCAAAGGAGAGACCUAAGAGUGCUCUGGAGCGUCUGUCAUCACCCACAGAGACUCUUCAGCUCCCAAGCAACCAAUCUCGCGGCCGAAUGACUGCGGAGGAGCAGCUGGAGCGGAUGAAGCGCCACCAGAAGGCUCUGGUUCGCGAGCGCAAGAGGAACCUCAGCCAGGGCGAGCGCUCCUACACGGGCCUCUCCACCUCCACUGCCACCACCCAGCGCUCCUCGUCCUCCUCCAGGCUGCCCUCCAGCGGCUCCGACCCUCCGGCCUCCGUGUUUGACUGGCAGGAGGAGCGACCCGGAGCAGAAGGUCAGAGCGAUGAAGGGUGGAAUCCGGUCAAAGAGAGGGGGAGGAAACAUUCAGACGAGUGGGUGACGGCAACAGCUACACGCAUACGAGAGGUGGACGUGGAGCCUUUCGACUACAACUUGGAUAUCAGCCGAGAGCUGUCCAAACCACAGAAGGUUCCAAUCCCAGAGCGCUACAUCGAGUCAGACCCUGAGGAGCCUCCUAGCCCAGAAGAGCUGGAGGAACGCUCCCGUCGGGCCGAGCGCAUCAAGAACCUGCUGACCAAAUCCAGUGUUCAGAACAUACAGCCAUCUGCACCGCUGGACUUCAGUGAGCUGGACUCAGCUCUGCAGCAGCAGGAGAGGAUCAUGAAUGUGUCCCAGGCCCUGGCUUCAGAGGCCUCACGCAAGAGCAAACAGGUGGCAGCCAAAGCUGCUGCAGAGCACUGACCCACAGGAUCGACCAGCACAAAACUGAAGAGAUUCUUUGUGAAGGCAAAGUAAAAAAGAGGGAAGGAAGCAUUUUUCUGCCAACUAACUGAUUCACUUGUAACAGAUCCCUUUUUGUAUGACUGACAGGAAGACACAUUUCGCAAAGAGUUUUUUAAUUCAUAGUUUUAAAUAGUAUAUAGUUUUCUUGCUUCUGCACUUACAUUGUACAAUUGAGCGCUAAUUUAUAACACGAGUGAGUUGCUUCUUUUAUCUGCAGUUACCUGCUCUGCAGUUUUCAAAAAGGGGAAUGAAAUCCGAUUCCAGCGUGUUAGCAUUGCGGUGGGAAUGUUUCGACAUGAAUCGUUUAUUUAUUACAUUGUUUGGCUUGACACGCUUCUGUCAACACUGUCACUCAAUGAUCACGGUCCUGUCAAUCAACUCGAAUGCAUUAAAAUAUGUAACAGUUUAAGCACACAAAAAAAGUGAAGUCAUUACAUAAAAUAAACUUAACGACUGAAAAAUC